AUGAAAUUCUUCAAGUUAUGCUGCCUGUGCUUUCCGAUCAUGAUAAUCAGUGUAUUCUGGGGGCCAAUGUUCAGCCAUGGAAAUAUGGUGAGUGAAAAAGUUUUACGUAAAGUUCUACAUGUUGGUGAGGAGCUGUUCAGAGAAACAUUGGUUUUACAAAAUGGUGCUUGCCUCUAUGAAUUGCGAGGAUUGAGACCCCGUACGUGGUAUGAAGUGAAGAUAUCAUAUCCUGCUUCCAUACCUGCUAGUUUCUCUUUGCGACUAAGCCGAGGUAUUUCUGAUUUGGGUCUGAACCGAGGAGGAAGAAAAUUGCUCAACACCGAAAAAUUGAUUUUUGAGACCGACGAAAUUUUGUCAUCGGUUGAGCAGGGCAGAAUGUAUGUUCUAUUGAAUGUGGAACCGGAAGGGGUUGUUGCAAUACCGGGGAAACAGGAAAGGGAAUAUAUCAUGUUCAAUAUAGUUUGUGAUGAAUUGUUGUUGGGCAUUCCCCACAAGGCUUGGUUUGUUGUGGCUUUAGUAUUGGUUUGUUUGGUGUUUGCAUUUGUUGUUCCAUCUUUUCUUCCCCCGUUUAUGCUGCCAGAAAAGGGAAACCGACCAUUAUAUGCUCCUGCUGUUACGAAGGAUUCGUAA
Striga hermonthica is the source of this 630-nucleotide messenger RNA. The record is from the annotation of a GenBank genome assembly. NCBI's taxonomy places the organism in Eukaryota, Viridiplantae, Streptophyta, Magnoliopsida, Lamiales, Orobanchaceae.